AUGGCCGCCGCUGUGCUGGAGGUGGAAGUCGGGGGAGCCGGGGAGACGGCAGAGGAGGUGGACCUGUCUGACCUGGCCCCUGAGGAAAGAUGGAGGGUGGAACAUGCCCGCAUGCAUGCCAAGCACCGAGGCCACGAAGCCAUGCAUGCCGAAAUGGUGCUGAUUCUCAUCGCCACCCUGGUGGUGGCCCAGCUGUUGCUCGUGCAGUGGAAACAGAGACAUCCGCGCUCCUACAAUAUGGUGACUCUCUUCCAGAUGUGGAUUGUUCCCGUCUAUUUCACAGUGAAGCUGCACUGGAUGCGGUUCCUGGGAAUCUGGGUUCUCUUCUCUCUAGUCACCGCUUUUAUAACCUACAGAGCCACACGCAAGCCGCUGGAGCAGACCACUCCUAGGCUCGUAUAUAAAUGGUUUCUUCUCUUGUAUAAAAUGAGUUACGCCACUGGGAUUGUGGGAUAUAUCGCUGUGAUGUUUACGUUGUUUGGUCUGAACUUCCUGUUCAGAAUAAAGCCAGAGGACGCCAUGGACUUCGGCAUCUCCCUCCUCUUUUAUGGCCUCUAUUAUGGGGUACUCGGAAGGGAUUUCGCUGAGAUGUGUGCAGAUUACAUGGCGUCCACAAUAGGUUUCUACAGCGCAUCAGGGAUGCCCACCAAGCACCUUUCAGACAACGUGUGCGCCGUAUGUGGGCAACAGAUCUUUGUGGAUGUUAAUGAAGAGGGAAUCAUCGAGAACACGUACCGGCUCUCCUGCAACCAUGUUUUUCAUGAGUUUUGUAUCCGAGGCUGGUGCAUUGUGGGGAAGAAGCAGACGUGUCCGUACUGUAAGGAGAAGGUGGACCUGAAGAGGAUGUUCAGCAAUCCGUGGGAGAGGCCUCACGUCAUGUAUGGACAGUUACUAGACUGGUUACGUUAUCUAGUGGCAUGGCAGCCUGUGAUCAUUGGACUGGUACAGGGGAUUAACUACUGUCUGGGCCUAGAU
Molecule: messenger RNA, 975 nt
Organism: Staurois parvus
Lineage: Eukaryota; Metazoa; Chordata; Amphibia; Anura; Ranidae
Source: the annotation of a GenBank genome assembly